AUGGGUGAUAGAAGAAGGCGUAGCAGGGCAAUGCAAAUGGCACAAUACCAAGCAAGCCUUGACAAUGCGGAUGCAGAAAUGAUCAACGCAGAAGCCAAAUUUGCAAACUCACUUAUGCAAUAUGAGCACCAUGCCGAAUUUAGUUAUCGUGGUUCUGUCACGGGGCAUUCAUUUGUGCAGUGUGAUAGAGAAGAGUGUUAUGACCGAAUGAUGAAAGAUUAUUUCAUCGAAUCUCCGAGACAUCCUGCUCAAGAUGUUCAAAGGCGGUUUCAGAUGAAGAGAAAGUUUUUUGAAAGCAUCUUGAACUCAAUUGACAAGUAUUGCCAACUUGCAGAGACUACUGUUAUUGAGAACCUGAAGCGCUUCUGUAAGGCAAUUGAAGCCACAUACCUCCGUAAGCCAAAUCGUGAAAAUUUAAAGAGGCUUCUACGCAAGACAGACAAAAGAGGCUUCCCUGGCAUGAUAGGAAGUCUUGAUUAUAUACGUUGGAAGUGGAAAAAUUAUCCUACUGCUUGGGCUGGCCAAUUCAAGGGCCAUCAUAACAAGCCAACCAUAGUGCUCGAGGUUGUGGCGUCUUACGACACAUGGAUUUGGCAUGCUUUCUUCAGCGCUCUUGGAUCAAACAACGAUAUCAACGUUCUUUGGUCUUCUCCUUUGUUCAAUGAUGUUGUCAAUGGAUGGGCACCAGACUUUCGAUACAAAGUAAAUGGUAAUAGAUAUAAGCUAGGUUACUACCUAACUGAUGGUGUUUAUCCUAGUUGGUCUACCUUUGUCAAAAGUUAUUCUCAUCCCGAUAGUGCGUAG
Malus domestica (apple) is the source of this 804-nucleotide messenger RNA. RefSeq lists its product as uncharacterized. The record is from RefSeq and is a predicted model, not a curated record. Lineage: Eukaryota; Viridiplantae; Streptophyta; Magnoliopsida; Rosales; Rosaceae.